UUUUUUUAUUUUUUCAUUGGAGUCAAGAAAAACUGCAUUAACAGUGGUGUAUGAGAAGCUUAUAAAAAUGACAUGAAAGGUAUCAGUUGUCAAGACAAGUCCAGAUGAUCUUAAUUGGGGGUGAAAAUUAAUGUGAUUAAAAAACAGCUUUGCACAUCAGCAAAUUCAAUAUCAUAUCAAAUAAAGUUGGGUAGGAAACAUCCAAAACUGGAAAAGAUAUAAAUUGUCUGAAUGCUACAUUUGUUCAUUUUGUUUUCAUUUGGAUUUCUGAUUUUCCUCUUUUUUUUAAACCACAGCUUCUUGUUCCUAGUUUCUCUUAUUCUGCUUUCUCCAGUUCCGCGCCUGAUGAAUAUUCUCAAUCAGCUCACCCGUUUCCCUCCACCAGAAGCCCUUCUCGCUAGCCAGUUCUCAGAUCCUCUGUGCUACAGACUCCUUGUUCCUGGCAUUGCUUUGAUUUGGCCUGUGGACCUUCAGUGCCUCAGAUUAAUUAUUAAAGCUUUGUGUUUUUGGUACCACCACCUGCCUGUCUGCCCACUCCUGGUUGCCUGCAUUUCGAUCUUUCAAAAGCUAAUUCGAAUAAGAUUUCACCUCAACUUGGACUGGUUUGUUGUUUUAGCUUCUUGGGUUUUGAAUAAGUUAAAAGUUAGGUAAGGUAAGUCAUAUUCUCCUAUUUUUAGUUAUGUGAAAUUGAAAGCAGUAAAGCUAAAAAUUUAAUAACUUGUUGUAAAUUAAUUCAAAAGCAUUAAUUGUCAUAGUAAUAUUAUUAUAAUAUCAUACUAAUAUCUUGUUAAACUACUACAGUAUGUAGCCAAUUAUUUUGUCAUAAAUAAAGGGGACUGGAUUUCAGGGAAAUCCCCUCAAAAUAUAUUUUGGCUGCUGUUACUCAUUUUGCUCAUGAAGAACACAUACGAUUUUACAAUUUAAAAUUUCGUUUAAGACUACAAUUUAUCUGUUUAAACAUAUUUUUAUAACACCCCCAUAAAUUAUUACACUGUUGGCUAAACGAUAAUGUGUGAAUAAAUCAAAAAUGUUGAUUAAAUUGGCCAUUUUUACAUAAUUCAUUACAGCAGGAUGCUACAUAGCUGAAGUUAUGUCAUAGUGACCUUUUAGGAAGAGGAAUAAAGUGUUCAUAGUAGAAAGAGGCUAAUGACUGUUCCUGCUAGACUCUUUAAAACAAAUCUAACUAAAAACGAUUACACCAGAGCCAACCAAUCAUCUUUGUCCUUUUGCAUGAUGCAGUUGUUAAGCUUGUUGCCAUUUUGCUUAAACAAACAACAUUCAAUUAGAUUUACUUAGGCUGCAAACAGUGCCAGUCAGCCUGAACAGCUGAGUAACACCACCAGCGUUAUUUCAAAACAACUGCAUGAAAAUAAAAACAGGCCAUUGCAACAGUAACGAAGAGUUGCGUCUUCUGAAUAGAUGAGGAGCUAUCUUUGUGAGGCAGAGCAGAGGGAGUAUUUUCUUAUUGUCACUGCUGCUAUGAGUAGAUCUUGGUCAGGCCGCAGCUCGACUGUUCGUCCAGGGGUAGGAGUCUGGACUUAUUUCAUUAGCAUUGUGCCAUUUGUAUUCUUUGACUCUGUCUCAAUGCGGUUUGUUGACAUCCAAACCCUGUAAAGUGAAUCAUACACCAGUCCGAGUUACUUAAGAUUAGGAAUCUGUCAAUGCUGAGUUCCAGUCCAGUAUUUUAUUAAAUUUAAUCCAACGAAUGCCAUGGAUGCUUCAAAACUCUGUGGCUUUAAGGUGAAAUGAAAUAUGACUACAUGUCAUCAGUUUUAUACUUUAUUUCCCAGGAACAUUCUGAAUGCUGCAGUCUCCUUUUUUCUUCACAAUGGCAGAUGUUUGUCACGACAGGUGUUGAUGUAGGUGAGCUUCAAUAAGUCAACAUUUGGUUUACUAAAUUAGUUGUGACAGCAGUAAGGAGAGUAGCUAUUGGUUGUUGAAGUUGCUUGAUGAUCACCCAAUUUACAAUUGACUCUGUGCAUCCAAAUGUAAAAGAUUACUUAGUGUGAUACUGCAAAAAAAAUUAGUAAAAUUAACCCUCAGUUUAAAAAAACAAACAUAUUUAGCUUCUUUUACUGAUUUGUUUUUUAAUUUUCAGUAACAUUUAGUUUCUCUGUCACACAAUAAACCUGUUAAAUUUACCACGUGUUGGAUCAGAUAUGGGAUCAGAUACAUUAGCAACAGUGGCAAUAGGCAGAGUUGGUCACAUGGUCAACAUAAAGGGUGAAACAGGCUUAAACUCUAAGUGGAAAUGCCAAAUUUGAAAAAAAAUAAUUACUUGAAACAUAAUGCAGUUUCGCAAGAAAACAAAUCUGUCUUGCUAAACAUUAGCUGUGAAAAAAAAAUGGCAAUGCACCUUGCAAAGAGUGCAGAUAUCAAAAUUAGGAAAUCAAAGAUGUAAUAACGAAUCCAAAUUAUUACCUGGGUUAAGAUCAGGACAUCCCCACAUGAGAAAACAUAUCUGAAAACCAAGAAUUGUUAUAUAGCAACCAUCUGCAAAUGUUAAACAUCCUUACCUUUAUAAAGCUGAUUUGAUUAGCAAAAUUGUUUCUCAUUUUUGUAUACCGCUUCCACAUUCAGCCUUGUUAUUCCAGCCUUUGUUGCACUGAGAGGCGGGUCAGCAGUAAAACAAAUACGAAGGGCAGGCAUAUUUGCUUCCACACUGAGAGUUUGUAGUCCAUGUUGACAGACUAUAAUCGCUUGCCAAAUGUCUCAUCUGACUGGCUUUGAGGUUGGUUGCUCUCUUCCAAAAACAUAGCAGACCCCACUCUUCAUUAACAAAACAAAUAGAAAUACUCCCUACCAGAAAAACAUGAUAAACUGGCAAACAGAGCCACUUUGGUCCAGAGCAGACAAAUUUAAUAGACAGUUAUGAUGACCACAGACACCACUUCUCCCCUGAUUCCAAGAACAACAGUUAGCCAAGUCAAUUUACCUUAAUUUCUUUGGAGGAGAAAGCCAGCCUGCCGGGUUGAAGCAGCAGCUCGAUGCGAAUGAGCGCUCGUUACAUGAUGAUAGAUGCAUGUAAUUGCUGAAGUGUUGAUUGCUCCCCCCCCCCCAAAAAAAAAAGAUUCUAUCAGUGCAGAAUUUUCUGUUUCAUUAAGCCAUGGUCAGAAAUAAUACAACAGCAUUCUGUAGACCAAAAAAGAAAGAUUGGAGGCCGAUGGUAAGGAGCAAUUUAGAGACACUUUAGUUUUAAUGGUGCUUUAUUAAAUCUAUUAUUAAUUAAUUAAUUAAUCCUCACUUUUCUGAAGGCCCCUGUCACUGCUUUUAAUCGUGCUGGCUGUAUCAGUGAGUUUUUGCUGAGUGCGUGCUUUAUGUUGUUUAAUGCAUCACUGGCUGGCUGUGCACCAGCUCACCACUUGCUUUUAUGAUCAAACACUGGAACCCACGCUUCGUUGGGAAUGCAAAAGCGUCCUGAUACAGACGCUUUAGAGUCACAGGUGCUGACUCAUCUUGCCUGGAGAAGAAAUGGAAGCUUUUUGUGUUUUGUUCGUAAAAGUGCUGUUUAACUUCAGUACCUCAGCUGGUAUGUUUGUGACAAUGUCACUCUUUCCUUUCCCUGUGCAUCACUAUGCAUAUGCAUCCUCCUCAUUUGUUUGUGACAAAGAGGAAGGAUAUGACUAAUCCAAGAUUAGGCUGAUGGAGAGAGAGAGAGAGUCUUACGAGCCAGAAAAUGAUGUCAGUAAAGGCGGCUCGUUUGGUGAAUGUCUGUGUGCAGGAAAGCCCCUAUCAUGCCCAAUCAGCUGCUGUUUCUGCAUGACUAAUGCUGAAAUAACAUAUCAUUGUCAGACACGGCAUGUUCACACAGCUGUUUCAUUUUUUUCAUCCACAGGCACUCAGCGAUAGCCUUUGAUGCACAUACACACACAUUUCUGCACGCAAACUCAUCCUUAUCUUUCUGGAUGACACCAUUUUGCUCUCUAACAAUCUUGCUAAUUAUAAUUGUUAAUUAAUUCUCUGCCUGUGUCCUCAUCAGGAGACUAAUAACCUACAUUUCCAUUAAUUAGACCUUCAACCCCUCGCUCUCUCUCUCAGUCUCUGUGUCCCACACCAAUCCACCCCAUUGUCCCUCUGCUCGCCUGCCUCUGCUCCCGCCUCACAGGAUCUGCUAAGGACCACAUCCAGGCAUGGACAGUGAUUACUCGCGUGGGUGUGUGUGUGUGUGUGUGUUUGUAUUUCUGACAUUGAGAGGGCAAACACUUGUUCACUCUGUAGGGACUGAAAUAUGAUUUGGUCCAAAACAUCUUGAAAGCAUUAUGUUCUUUAGGCCUAAAGAAAUUGACAUUGUGGAAAUAUGGAUUGUUUUUCUGUUGAGUUACAUGUAAACAUUAAAACUCUGCCUCUGUUUGAUUUUUGGACCUUAAUAAGUUUCCUUAAAGACCCUGGUGUUGAGUUUUAUGGACACAUGUGAUUACACAGCAGUUACUGAAGAGCUGCCAUAUUUAAAGCUCACCAGCCAACAGAAUCUAGUUGGGUUUUAGUUUUUGCUGUCCAAAGCACAUGCAAUGCCUUGACAUCAGCAGGGUUUGUAAUUAUUGAACAACAUGGUGUUCAAUCUGAGCCUCUGCCGUUUGGCUCUGUGAUGCCAAAUAUGUCAGUGUCUUGCAGUGCUGGUAACCUCUGCAAGACAUAAGACCUGAACAUAGAGAGCAGGAAUUGUCUCUACCUUACAAAAAAAAAAAAAAAGCAGAGGAGAGGCUUCAAUCUUUAAUCUUUUACAUUCUUGGUUUAUUUUUUUUAUGUGGAGAGACGUUCAGAUUAAUUUAUACUCUUAUUUUUCAAAUUUUGUCACCAAAAAAAGUUAUUUAUUUCUUUGGGAACAAAACAAUGCAUUAUUCUUAUUCACCACAUGUUACUUCUCUGUCUGUUAAUAGUUUGAACCACCCCCACUUACCAGUAGGAUUUAGCAUUUUCCCACGAUGACAUUUCCCUGGUUAGAGUGCACAGUCAGAGGCUUCUUUGAGUCUGGUGAAGCAUUUCUGACUUAUUUUUUCAGAAUUCUGAAUCUGAACUUUUUCAGGACAGAUGUUCAUUUGAAAUCUCCUGCUGUGCCUUUUAGAAAGAUUCCCAGUGCCUUAGGAAGAGAAACUGGCCCACAGCUUUUAGCUGUGACAAGUGUUCACACCUAAAAGCUGUUUUAGGUCUGAACACUUUUGUUCAAAACAAUAAUUUUUUUAAUACACUCCCUCCACCUUACCUUAAUAAAUACAUUCAAAUUGCUGCCUGCAUUUUAAAAGGCUUGAAUAUUUAAAAGUUUAAUUCCCUCCAUCCAUUGCUAUCGUCUCUAUAAAUCUUGCUUUACUCCUCCCAUUAAAUGCUGAACUUAUUUGACCGAUGACCUUAUUUGUAACAUUUUUUCUUUGUGUGUGUAUAUUUACGAUCGAUAGCCCGCUAUCCCCUCUCAGAAGGAAACUACCAUUCCCUUUCGGCUCAGAUGACCUGGUUUCAGUGCAGAGUGGGGCACUGUUGUGUUUAUCACGUCACCACUUGUUCUGAUCUCAGAUCAUUGAUAUGCAGUAGACAUGCUGCCACUGCUCAUUCCUCAGGCCUGGUGAUCGUCUUGUCAUUCAGAUCCAAGCUCAGACCAGAACCAAAGUGAACAUUCUCUGCCUCUGUUGUUGGAUGUUUUCUGGUCCAAGCAGGGCUCUUUCUCUCUCCUUCCUCUUCCUCCUUCUGUUUGGCUCAAUAGGAAGUGGGAACCAGUUGGCACUUAAAUCUCCAUACUGUACUGAUUGUGGCAAAAUGGCAGCUUCUGCUUCCUCCGUCCUCCUUGUGUGGUUCCCUCACCCUCUCCUGAGAGAAGUAACCCAGAUUUCAAAAUGAAUCGCCGCCUAUUCCCCUCAAUCCUUCUCCUCUCUCUUUCUCUCUCUCACUCUCUUUCUCUACUUUUACCACCCUCUCUUUCUCUCUUAUUCUCUCUCCAUCUCUCAUCCUCUUCCUCGUAAAACCGAAUCAAUCUUGGAAAGAGAAUACCACCUCUCCAUCUCGUACUCCCACUCACCCUGCCUCUGGGUUAAAGGAUACAUACCACUUCAAUCCUGUGUUUGCUUCUUUAAAAACUUGAGCCACUCCAGUUGCCUGUUGCAUUCAUUUGAAGUUAUGUUGUUCUUUUUCUUUUCUUGAGCUGCUUCUCCUCUCCUCGCCAUAUCUUUUCUGGCUUCUCUACCUCUUUUUUGGGGGUUUGUUUGUUAUUUUUGUCUUGUCUGAGUUGACCAGCUACAGGUGCACCUCAAAUUUUCAAUUCAAGGCAUUCAGACGAAGAGUCAAGGACAGGAAGAGGGGACGACUGUUUUUGGCAAGGAUUUUCUUUCAAACUAAGGUAUUUUAAGUACAGCUUGGUGCACAUCUUUAGUAUUUUCCAUCACGUGUUUGUAUCACUAAACCAUUUUUAAUUGUAUUCAUCUUUUUUAACUGCUUCUUUGCUGAGACAUCAUCAUUUUAUCACUUAUUUUUUUAACUCAGUCUUAUUUAUUUAUUCAUUGGAUCUCAUUUGUCAUUCAGCUGCAUGCAACUCACUUCUUCCAUCUAAUAUUUGCCAUUUUGCACUUUUUCUCUGCACGUCCCAUUCCCUGCAGACGCCCUCAUGUUAUUCUGGUCCAAACUUUUCUGCAGAAAUAGGACUAAUUGCUAAUAAGGGCAGGCAGGAAGACGAUGAGAAGAUGCAGGCUCCAAUACUGGAGCAGCUGGUGGGGUGUUGUUGACAUGGCAACAGGAGGUAGUUGACAUAACGACUGAGGUAUGGGUGGGGGUGCGGGUAUUCAUAGCAAAUGAGGGGUGCAGCAGGAUGGACUGCCAGUAUGUGGGACACACAGCAAGUAGAGCUAAUUGUUUAGCUUCUCUGAGUUUCUCAGGAGACUUUUGUCUGUAUUUGAAUUAACCUUCCUGUCUCGUUCAUCAUGCCUCUCUCCUUCUUCUUUUCUUUCGUUUUGAACCUGUCGCUCUCUCUGCCAUCCUUCCAUCACCUUCUUUUUGAUCUUUCCCUUCAUCGCGCCACUCUGUCUCUGGUCUCUACCCUACAUUCCUUCUUCCAUUAAUAUCUCUCCUGUCUCCGCAUGACCUAUUACGUCCUUUGUCCUCCAUGUCCUUGGCCUCCCCUUCUCCCGCCACCCGCCUUCCCCCAGCAGCUCUCUGCCUCCUCUUCCUGCAUCCCACAGACAUCAUGUCCACGCCGGUGUCCCCAUCCGGUGUCUCCCCCCUGAUGCUGACGUCCCCCACAUCGCCAUCCUCCCCGCUGCCCUCUCCCCUGUCCCCUCCGCCCAGGGUGCCUGUGUUUCAGAGGAAGGGAGCGCUCAAACACAAGAGGAUUGUCGAGGUGAAAGACCAUCAGUUCACAGCACGCUUCUUCAAGCAGCCCACCUUCUGCAGCCACUGCACCGACUUUAUAUGGGGCAUCGGCAAGCAGGGAUUCCAGUGUCAAGUUUGCAGUUUUGUGGUCCAUAAAAGAUGUCACGAGUUUGUCACCUUCACAUGUCCCGGAUCUGUGACUGCCCCCAGGCCUGAUGACUUGAAGAGUCGACACACAUUUAAGAUCCACACAUAUUCCAGCCCCACGUUCUGCGAUCACUGUGGAUCGCUGCUGUACGGACUCAUACACCAGGGCAUGAAAUGUUCCAGUUGUGAUAUGAAUGUCCAUCGGAGAUGCGAGACCAGCGUUCCCAGUCUGUGUGGUCAGGAUCACACGGAGAAAAGAGGGAGAAUCCACCUGACCAUCAGAGGAGACAAAGAGGACAUCUAUGUCACAGUUCGGGAGGCUCGCAAUCUGAUGCCCAUGGAUCCGAAUGGUUUGUCAGACCCAUAUGUGAAACUAAAACUGAUUCCAGACCCAAAAAGCCACAGCAAACAGAAGACAAAGACCAUCCGCUCAACACUCAAUCCUGUCUGGAAUGAGAGUUUCACCUUCUCAGUGCGAGGCAAUCAGUGGGACAGGCGUCUGUCUGUGGAGGUGUGGGACUGGGACCGGACGUCCAGGAAUGAUUUCAUGGGAGCGCUCUCAUUCGGUGUCAGCGAGAUCUUCAGACGUCCGAUAUGCGGCUGGUUCAAGCUGCUUGCACAAGAUGAGGGGGAAUACUACAAUAUCCCUGUUCCAGAUCCAGAUCUGCAGGAACCGCAGCCAGAUGCUACAGCGCCCUCUCUGCCUCAGGUGUUGGCCGCCCCGGUGCCAGAGCCUUUUCCCGUGGUCUUGUCUCCGGCCCCUGUCCCGUCCUGCCCGCCCAUCCACUCUUCGGGUCCUGGCAAAGUCAGAGUGGGAAUCCAUGACUUCAAUUUUCUCAUGGUGCUGGGCAAAGGCAGCUUUGGCAAGGUGCUGCUGGCCGAAGAGCGAGGCAGCGAUCAUCUGUUUGCAGUGAAAGUCCUUAAAAAGGACGUUCUCUUCCAGGAUGAGGACACGGAGAGCGCUCUGGUGGAGAGGAGGGUUCUGGCGCUCCCCUCCCGUCCCCACUUCCUUACAUCGCUCUAUUGCGCCUUCCAGACCGAGGAUCGUCUAUAUUAUGUUAUGGAAUAUGUCAACGGUGGAGAUCUGAUGUUUCACAUUCAGCAAGUCGGGAAGUUCAAAGAGCCCCAUGCGGCGUUUUAUGCAGCAGAGAUCGCAGUUGGCCUCUUCUUCCUCCACAGCAAAGGCAUCAUCUACAGAGAUCUAAAGCUGGAUAAUGUGCUACUUGACAGCGAGGGCCACAUAAAGAUCGCUGACUUCGGGAUGUGCAGGGAGGGCAUGUUCGGGGGCGACACCACUCGCACGUUCUGUGGCACUCCCGACUACAUUGCCCCUGAGAUUGUGGCAUAUCAACCGUAUAAUAAAGCAGUAGACUGGUGGUCGUAUGGAGUACUAAUGUAUGAAAUGCUUGCAGGACAGCCGCCGUUUGAUGGCAUCGAUGAAGAGGAGCUGUUUCAGUCCAUAAUGGAGCAGAGUGUCUCCUACCCCAAAAAUCUCUCUCGAGAAGCUGUGGCUAUCUGCAAAGGACUCCUGACAAAGCACCCUGCCAAGCGUCUGGGUGGAGGAGAGGAUGCCGAAAGGGAGAUCAAGGAGCAUCCGUUCUUCCGCUGGAUAGACUGGGACCGUCUGGAGCGACUGGAGAUACCGCCACCGUUCAAACCCAGAACUGGCGGAAGAAAAGGCGAGAACUUCGACAAGUUCUUCACAGCGGCGCCAUCCGUUCUCACUCCGUCGGAUCCAGAUGUGCUCGCAGCCAUCAACCAGGAGGAUUUCCAGGGAUUCUCCUUCUUCAACCCAGACUUUGCUCCGUUACCUCUCACAGCUAUUUGAAAACUGCCCCUUCCAAUUCCCCCUGUUAUUUAUCAGAUAGUAGUUUUAUAGCUGAGAGCCAGAGUAUAAAAAUUAGCAGCAAAUAUUUCACCUCUUGUAACAAACUUCUGACGUUUACAUUAAAAUGCCAAGACAAGUCGGUAUUCCCUCUAUGACAUGUGUAUGUCUUCUUACUGCAUGUGUAUUUACCAUGCCAGUGUUCUGGCUUGCCACUCUAGACUUCUUUUUUAUAUAUAAGAUUUGUCCUAACCUGCUCUAAGACUUUUGUUGUGAAAGACAGAUAAAUGAAUCUCUUUGCAUGCGGAUAGUUUUUGUAGAGCUAGAAGGAAGAUAAAAGUCCUCAGUUUUCUGAACAGCCAAUUUACCAGUAACAUCUUUGUUCGUACAGCUAUUCAGAAAAUAAUAUGCAAAAGAAAUCUUCUUUUCAUAAAUUACAUUUCCUUAAAGGUCUAUUUAGCUCAAAUACGUUCCCAUCCUAGAUGGCCUCCACAGCACCUGAAUGUGCAUUUUGAAAUCUAGAUCUAAAUAGAUAGAUCAGAAAUCUAAAACUGACUCAUAGACUAUAAAGCUAUCUAAAUAGCAUGUUUCUCUUUCCCAAUUUGAUUGCAUAAUCUUAAGAAAGACUCACUGGGGCUUUUUAACCUCCCUCAGCCUCUCAGUUGAAUGUCAUGACCUCAGCUGAUUCACGAAGGUGCAUAAAUGACGCAGCGGACGCAGUGUGACAGAAACUGUAGGCAAUAAUGCUGCCCUCAAACUGCUGGACUUUGAGUUGUAUUACUUUAAAUUAAACACCAUGUUUGCAUCAAAGCUCGUCCUUGCAAAAGCAUUAAUACUCCAUAAACCUUUUAUUUUCACAUUUUAUAGUGUUACGACCACAGACUUUAUUUGAUUUCAUUUGGAUUUAAGAGCGACCAACACCAGUGGUGUUAAGAGUUGGGAAUAAAAUGAUGAAUGGUUUUCAAAAAGGUUUAGUAUGUAUUCACCUCUCUCAUGUUGAUACCUUGCAGAAUCUCAUUUUGAUGUGAUUACAGUCCAAGUUUCUGCCAGCUUUGCACAUCUCGGGACAGAAAUGUUGAACAAUUCUUCUUUCCAAACAACUGAAGCACAAUUGCAAUGGAUGUGGAAACAGUUUUUCAUGAAUCUGGACUGUGACUGUACCUUUCCAACACAUGAAUGUGUGUUGCUCUAAACGGAUGUAGGUCUUGUUGUUGAGGAACAUUAUCACAUUCAUUUGUGACAGAUUCUCCAGAACUCCUAUAUAUUUAGCUACAUUACUCUGCUUGUUAACGCUGGUCAGCUCCUGCAGACAAAAAGCAUCCCCACACAAUGAUGCAGCCACCACCAUGUUUUUCCACCAUAUGGGGGUCAAAAAGUUUGAGUUUGGUGUUAACAGACAAGCGUGAGGCAAAAUUCAGACAGAACUUGCCAUGACUUUUUUUUUUCUUUAACAUUGUUUAUCUUCUUCCAUAAAGAUCAGGUUUGCAGAGUGCAAGGGGACAUUUGCAGCUUCUAAUCUUUUAUUUAGAGGUAUCAGAAUGAGGGGGCAGGAUGAAUACAAACACAAGUAAAGUUUUUGAUUUCUAUUUACAAAGAAAAUCUAGAAACCCUUUUUCUUCCAUUUUACAAUUUAUUUGAUUGUGUUGGUCAAUCAAAUAAAAUACAAUGAAGUUGUUUUUUGUAAUGGGACAAAUUGUGAAAAGGUUUAAGGGAUGUAUUUUUGCACAGCACCUUAAUUAGAACCUCUAAUUGUUUUACUGCACUUAAGAAAACAUUACCCUUCAUGUUGUCUUAUCCAAACAAGCUCGUUGGCUUGUUAAAGUACAGAAACUUGUGUCCACCAGAAAGCUUUUUGCUGUGUAAUGACAUACAGCACACACCAUUGAUUGGGAGUAAUUAGAAGGGAGGCUCAACGGGACUGUUCAAUACGUGGAAAAAAAAAAUAAUACAAGCAGUGCGUUUAUUUAAACCUGCCUGAUCAGGGCAGGUGGCUGCAAUGUCUCCACUAUAGUCCCACAAAUGAGUUUUAUUUCUUUAACAGAACUUAUGGGUUCAUCACCACUUUCUGAGUGUUUCACUACAUUAGAGACAAGAGAAAUAUGUAAUAAUCAGCAAACUAUUAUGGCUAGUUAAUGUAUUUGUCUGUUGAGUUAACUCCUUUUGUUUUCAUGUGCUGGAAAAAUAACUUCAAAAUAAACCAACUGAAAGUCACA
Messenger RNA from Poeciliopsis prolifica (blackstripe livebearer), 11472 nucleotides. It is a transcript of the gene prkcg, whose product is annotated as protein kinase C, gamma. Gene Ontology annotation, biological process: protein phosphorylation. Gene Ontology annotation, molecular function: ATP binding; zinc ion binding; diacylglycerol-dependent serine/threonine kinase activity. NCBI's taxonomy places the organism in Eukaryota, Metazoa, Chordata, Actinopteri, Cyprinodontiformes, Poeciliidae. The record is from RefSeq and is a predicted model, not a curated record.